CGGAAGUUUCCCGCUUUGAGCUCGUUACGAUAAACCUCCGACUUGUUAUGCUGCAAUUAAUAUUAGCAACGAUGCAUCUUUAUGUGCGCGUGGCGCAUUGUCGUUGCAGCCGUUGACUGUCUCGUACUAGAUCCUGUUUCGCUGCGGGACCCGGUUUGGCUUAAAGAAUAUUUAAACAUUAUUUGUGGAGACGCGGUUUUAUUGUGGUUUUCUUCCGCUUUGGCGGAUAUUUGUUUUCUCUCGGACUCUUGACGGCGCUGCCAGCACAACCCUUAGUUGUGGGAGCCGUAGACGAGAAAUUAUAACACCGGGGUACGGAACCGAGCAGCCGGACUAGACGGUGCGUCGCCGGUUCUCGCUAUCCCGUUAUUUCACGGUGGAUAUGAGACACCCCGAGAGGCUCGGACCGCGCUCUUCGACCCCUCCGUGAACUUGCCAGGCGCAAAGACUUGAUUGACUUCACGUAUAGAAAAAUCACCAGUGCGAUGUUUGUACUCUUCCCAGUGUCCUGAUAAGUGCAGACCACCUUCCCAAACAACAGAACUUCAUUAAGUGGCCACCAGGAGUAAGGGAUACAAAGUUGCCAUCCUCCAGAUCUACAAACAGCUGUUCGGGAGAGCAGAUUGUGGCCCGGCCCAUCUCGACGCACGGCCAGCGCGAGCUAACAGGCGCUGCCAGUGCGCAAAGCGCUCCUCUGUCAAACGCGUGCCAUGUUCUCACGCUGCGGGGAGACUUAAGCUGUGUGCCAGUCAAAACUAUCAGACAUCAUGUCUUCCAGAGAGCGUCGGACAGACGUCUACAUAAAGGCAGAGCCAAGCAGUCCAGAAGGAGGCGGGGGAGGCCGGACCAGUCCCGGUGGGGCCUCGUCAGACUCCUCUCAGAGCGGAGGAGGAGGAACCAGAGGAGACGGCGCUAAACGUUACUCGCCGCCGCUCUACACACCAGCCCUGCGUUGCCACUUCAAAGACGAGGGCGGCGAUGGGGCCGAGGAGAGCUCCACCGGAAAUGGAGCCGGGCGCUGCAAGUACGCCCUGAGCACGCUGCCCAAGAGGCUGUGUUUAGUGUGUGGGGACGUGGCCUCAGGUUACCACUAUGGCGUGGCGUCAUGCGAGGCCUGCAAGGCGUUCUUUAAGAGAACCAUCCAAGGUAACAUUGAAUACAGCUGCCCAGCAUCAAAUGAGUGCGAGAUCACCAAAAGGCGCAGAAAGGCUUGCCAGGCAUGCCGCUUCACCAAGUGCCUCAAAGUAGGCAUGCUGAAAGAGGGGGUCCGUCUUGACAGGGUCCGGGGUGGAAGACAGAAGUACAAAAGGCGUCCAGAAGUAGAGAAUGCAACGUACCAGAGUGCCCCUCUGCCUCUGACUAAGGAGAAUGAAAAAGGUUCCUCCAACAUCAUUGUGUCCCACCUCCUAGUGGCCGAGCCAGAAAAGCUCUUUGCCAUGCCUGACCCCCUGCAGCCCGACACGGCCCAGCGGACUCUCACGACCCUUUGUGACCUCGCUGACCGUGAGCUGGUUGUGAUCAUUGGCUGGGCCAAACACAUUCCAGGCUUUCUGUCACUGUCCCUAGCUGACCAGAUGUCAGUGCUGCAGUCCGUGUGGCUGGAGGUGCUGGUGCUGGGUGUAGCGUACCGCUCGCUUGGCUGUGAGGAUGAGGUGGUGUUCGCAGAGGAUUUUGUCCUCGACGAAGAGAUGUCCCGUGUUGCAGGACUGACCGAGCUAAAUGCAGCAAUUAGCCAACUUGCUCGCCGUUUCCGGGCCCUGAACGUGGACCGGGAGGAAUUUGUCAUGCUAAAAGCCAUCGCACUCACUAACUCAGACUCCGUUUACAUCGAGGACAUGGAAGCUGUGCAGAAGCUGCGGGAUCUCCUCCACCAGGCCCUGCUGGAGCUGGAAUGUCAGCGGCGCCCAGACGACCCUCAGCGGGCCGGACGCCUCCUCUUAACGUUGCCUCUCCUCCGACAGACUGCCGGUCGCGCUCUCACCACCUUCUACAGCAUCAAGACCCGCGGAGGCGUACCCAUGCACAAACUGUUCCUGGAGAUGCUGGAAGCCAUGAUGGAUUCUCCCUAAAGUGGAAAACAACAGAGGCAAAAAAAAGGAUGCGGGAAAAGACCCAGCAGAGAUCUAGUCCUCAACAGUGGUUGAUGAGGAAGGAAAAACUUUAUUAAGAGAGUUGAUGAGGGAAAUGAUCAUUUUACCCUUCAGGCUACAUGAAGAAAAUUGGAAAAGAGAAUUGUCAUCAUUAUCCUGAAGUGGGAAUUGCUCCUUUACUCCAAGAUGUAACUGCCAAAUGUCGGUAUAAGGCUCAACGAUCCAAGACUGAAAACAUUUAACAUUGUCAGAAAACUUCCGUUUUAAGUGUUCCAUCACAAAAUUAGUCUGCAGUUGCGUAACCACCAAAAGAACAUUGUUUUGGUACUCAAGAACUGACUGCAACCAUGUGGCUUUUGAACUUCAUGAAAUAAUGCAACGUCUACUUAUGAAAGCCAUAAUGACAUAACCAGUGAGAGACUCAACGGUCUAGUGUGGGGUCACAUUGACAUGCACAGAGUGCUUGUGUUCACUAUAGUACAGUGUGCCGUUGUAGGCAAAUUAUUAGGAGUUACUUGCAAUAUGUUAUAAGCAAUAUAACGAUUGAUUAUUGCCACAUUUUAAAUGUGGAUAAAAAGGGGGGGCAUCUACGUCUGCGUGUGACCAGUAGUUCUCCACUCUCCGGACCCCUAAUGCUGGUUCUUCUUUUUUUUUUUUGGUAUUUGGGUGCCAGGAGAUUUGAAAUUGUGGUAGGAGAAGAAAACAGCAGCACUUACAUGGGUUGAACUGGAGCUGGGGAACUAGUGGUGUACAUAAUAGGUGCAGGUUUCUUUAUAGAAGGUUGUGCAAUUGACUUGUAGUCCAGUAAAGGUGCAUUUGAAGACUGUGCCCUCUACCUGGAAGGUAAGACGUUCAGUGUUUUAUGUCGGCGCACACGGAGCAAGCAUGUGCGUACUUGUGCAGUCAAGGCCAACGAGCUACACCGAGAUCAGGGAAGAAUCCAAAUCUGACAUUAAAGCCAGUUUGGCAGCAUCAGUGGUGAGAAAAUAUAAACAGGCCUCCAUUGGCUUUUUUUUUAUUUUUUUUUUUUUUAUAAAAUCCUCCACUAAAUCUAACCACUAUCUUUUUUUUUACCUGUUUCAUUUCUGGGCUAUAAUCUGUAACACUAAUCCAUAUGAUUGAUAGGUUUAAAAGGUUUUGCUGCUUUUUCUGCAGCAGCGAAAAACGUUGCGUAAGAGAUCGCCGAUGUUUCUACGCAGGAACCCUCGCUUUGUGUAUAUGUGUAAAAACCUGCCCGCCAAGGGCUCGCAGCAACAAGAAAUGCAACUCAGUCGACAUCUUCCUCCCGGAUGUUGAAAACCUGUCUGAAAACAUCCUGAAGGUCAUUGUUUGGGCGGUUUCUAUACCUACAGUAUGUACGAUUCCUAUAGUAAGCUUCACAUGCGACGCAGAGCUACCAGAUACCUAAAAGUAACGUAGUGGCCGGAGGGUCGUUUUAGCCAUGUACAGUUCCAUUAAAAGAAACGGACAUGCAAUUUAUAGUGGAACAUAAUAAAGCCAGCAAAUGUGAUACAAUUUGCCCAUUACAAUUAUAUUUGUGCAGCUCACGGUGUUGACAUUUGUAAAGACUUGAAAUGUGCUUUUUCAUACAUUUUUACUUUUUAGGAUUUAGGGUAUUUUAUUGACAUUGUGGCCGUUGUGGGUUUGGGGUUGGUAUGGAGGUUUUUAAUCAUUAUAUAUUGAAUGCUAUUUUUUUUUUUUAUGUUAAGCAUUUGUGUUUUCGGGAACCGAUUGUCGUUUGGGGAACAAUUUCCAUGGCUCUAUAGAUCCAGCAGCAGCAUGGUGAGGCUACAGAGGGCUACCUCAGGAGGCAGAGAAAGCCAUUGAAUGUCCUGCAGUUGUGCAAACACCUGAAAUGACGUUUUCUCCUGUCAUUAUACUUCUAAGGUGUAUAUGGCGCAAUAACGUGCUUUAGAUGAUGCCUCUCACACUGGAGGGCAGGCUUCUAGCCGACACGGUUUCACAGGCGUAAUGCUGCAGCUUGAAAACAGCAGAGGUCAUUAGCAGCAGUUCAAACUGAAAACAGUUCAGCGUCGUAACGUGUGUUAUUUUUGCCACAACCAGCACAGCGGAGCAGGGAUUGUGUCACCUGGGUUUGUUCGUUACAGCUUUUGUGUUCCAGUCAUCUGAAAUGUUUUGGUCUGUGAUUUGUUCACCGAACAGUAAAUAUGAUUUCUGAAGCAAACAAAUAAACAACAGGAUUAUUGGUUGAGAGCUGUUAAAGGUUUUGUCUUUUACACAUAGGUACAUUUUACUUUCAUUAACAGACAGAUGUUUUAGGUACAUGGGCUUAGGGUACAGGCAGGGUCAUUUGCCGUGUCACUGUUAAUUAUACAGUCAUUUGUAGUUUCUAUUAAAUGUGCAAAUUAAUAUAAAUGAGCAAUACAAUAAAUUACCAAACCUCACAUUUCCUUGUAUAGCCACACUGUACAUUUAACAUUGCCAGUUAUAUUGACAAAUAGCUACUAAACGUUAUAUUAUUUAGAAGUUCAAAUCAAUGUUUGUAUUUUGAAAGACUAUUUAAAUGAUUAAAUUCUAUUUUUUACUCAAUUUACUGUUGUUUGUUGACGCUGCUUUAUUUUUGUGUGUUACUGGCUGUGAACCUCUGUGUGUAGGCUUUUUGUUUCCAUUUAAAUGAAACAGUUGAUGUCCCUUGUCUAAACAUGUCCACAUGAAAAUCACUGUGAAAUAAGUGAUAUUUUCCACUGUCUGAUAAAGCAGGGGGUGGAUUCUUGUAGGUGCUUUGUGUUGUGGAAUAAACGGACACACCAACACCA
This is a messenger RNA of Betta splendens (Siamese fighting fish), 4867 nucleotides long. It is a transcript of the gene esrra, whose product is annotated as estrogen-related receptor alpha. The record is from RefSeq and is a predicted model, not a curated record. Gene Ontology annotation, cellular component: nucleus. The transcript has 9 exons. Lineage: Eukaryota; Metazoa; Chordata; Actinopteri; Anabantiformes; Osphronemidae. Gene Ontology annotation, biological process: regulation of DNA-templated transcription. Bases 768 to 2069 code for a protein of 433 amino acids. Gene Ontology annotation, molecular function: zinc ion binding; DNA-binding transcription factor activity; steroid binding.